UUCGGGAACUUGUCGCGGUCCCCACGCCCUGCGGCUCGGGGCCAUGGAGGACGAGCAGCCCGACAGCCUGGAGGGCUGGGUGCCCGUCCGCGAGGACCUCUUCGCCGAGCCCGAGCGGCACCGGCUGCGCUUCCUGGUGGCCUGGAACGACGCGGAGGGCCAGUUCGCCGUGACUUGUCACGACCGCACGGCGCAGCGGCGGCGGCUCGAGGGGAGCCAGCGGGCAGCCGAGGCCGAGCCCGGGCCGGAGGCCGUCGCGUCGCCUCCCAGCUGGGCCGGCCUCCUCUCGGCCGCCGGGCUCCGCGGCGCGCACCGGCAGCUGGCGGCGCUGUGGCCGCCGCUGGAGCGCUGCUUCCCGCUGCUGCCGCCGGAGCUGGACGCGGGCAACGGCGGGACCUGGGGCCUGCGGCUCGGGCUGUGGGAGCUGGUGUGGCCGGUGCGCCGGGGCCCGGGCGAGGCGGCGCUGCAGGAGCUAUGCACGCAACUGGAGCGCUACCUGGGCGAGGCGGCCGGCGGCUGCGGUGCCGCGGCCGUGCGGGACGCGCUCUUCCCGACCGAGGGCGGCGCCGCCGACUGCGAGAGCCCGCGCGCCUUCCGGGAGCGGGCCCUGCGCGCCAGGCGGGCCGAGGCGGGCGCGCGGCUGCGCCAGAUUCUUCUAGGGCACGAAAAAGCCAACACCAUGGUAGCAUUAAUGAAAGUAUAUCAAGAGGAGGAUGAUGCAUACCAGGAAUUAGUUACUGUGGCAACCAUGUUCUUCCAGUAUUUACUGCAGCCAUUUAGGAACAUGCGAGAAGUUGCUACUUCAUUUAAGCUUGAUGUCUUGAAGUCCCUGGAGGAGGAGGAUUUGGGUCCUAAAAGGAUAGUUGCCUUGCGGAAGGAAGCCAAAGAAUGGGCCAGACGGGCUGAAGAAGCUGUAGUCUCUGUUCAAGAUAUUACAGUGGAUUAUUUCAAAGAAACAGUUAAAGCACUAGCAGGAAUGCAGAAACAAAUGGAACAGGAUGAGAAGAGAUUUGGCCAGGCUGCCUGGGCCACAGCAACUCCCAGGUUAGACAAACUCAAGCUGAUGUUAGCUCAAGAGACUCUACAACUCAUGAGAGCCAAAGAGUUGUGUUUAAAUCACAAAAGAGCUGAAAUUCAGGGAAAGAUGGAAGAUCUUCCAGAACAAGAACAAGUUGUAGAUGUUGUAGAUGAAUUAGAAAUGCAGUAUUACAAAGUUCAACUAGAACUGUAUGAGGUUAAGUUUGAGAUAUUAAAAUAUGAAGAAAUCCUGCUUGUUACACAGUUAGACUCUAUUAAAAGACUUAUAAAAGAUAAACAGGAUGAAGUUGUCUAUUAUGAUCCAUGUGAAAGUCCGGAGGAACUUAAAGUCAUUGACUGUGCAGUGGGGCUGCAGGAUGAGAGUCUGGGGGUGAAAGAACUCAGCCGGCAGUGCCGCCACUUGGAGUCUAAGCGGGGCAGGAUCUGCGCCCGAAGAGCCUUUCUCAGGAACAGAGAGGAUCAAUGCAAAGAACAUCAUCGGCUUCGAUUGCAACAGGCUGAAGAAAGUAUAAGGCAUUUUCAUCAGCAUCAUAGAAUUCAGAUGAAAAGAGACAAGAUAAAAGAAGAGGAGCAAAAGAAAAAAGAAUGGGUAAACCAAGAACACCAAAAAACACUGCAACGAUUGAAAGCAUUUAAAGAGGGAUGUCCAGGGCCGCCUGCACCGACGGCGGCUCGCGCGGGGUCCGCGGCCCGGAGCCUGCCCUCCGGGAGAGCCGGGUGUCGGGACGGCCCCGGGAACGCCCCCGCCCCGCUCCGUGCUCCGGCCGGUGACCCAGCCCACCGCGCGCCCCCGGACGAGCCUCUGCCGCCGCCGCCGCCCCCGCCGCCCCCUCUCCCUGCCCGGCCCUUUUCUCAGGCCGCGAGGCCGCGGAGCUCGCCGCUCAGGACGCCGGGGAGCGGGGGCCCGGCAGGCCCGCCGGAGCGGGAGGCCGACGGCCCAGGAGGCCCAGGGUCUAUGGACGAAGUGUUGGCCUCCCUGAGGCGUGGCAGGACCCUCCUCCAGAAAGGGGAAGGGCCCCCUUGGCCCUCUGUCCACGCCUCGGCCAACGAGAACAUUCUGGCUGCCAUAAGGCAGGGGGUCAGACUGAGGAAGGUUCACCCUGACCCUGACCGCGGCCUGAGCCCCGGCAGUAAGCCCCCCAGCGACCUGGAGAGGAGCAUCAGGGCAGCGCUCCAGAGAAUCAAGCGAGUGUCCGCUGACUCCGAGGAGGAGGAGGGGGACAGCGAUGGGCAGAGCCCCUGCGAGUGGGACUGCUAAGCUGUCCCCCAGGAUGGAGGACACGGGCCCAAAGCCUGUGCUUGAAGAACAGGGCGGACCGGCCGGGAGAUCAGCAGGGCUUUGUGUGCCCUUGCGGCUUUUAUCUGACUUCGGGGAAGGGAGUGGUGAUUUGGUGACUUCCACACGCCAGACCGCAGCUGGGAUGUAGGGCCCGCAGCUGGGAUCUGAGGACCCACAGUGAGUACUGCCGACCCGGGGAACAAUAUUUCUUUUUCACUAUGAACAAUCUAGAAUCGGCCCCUUACUCUGACAGCAGUUUAGACUGCUGUGGUAAUGGCUCUGUCAGACUGUGGGACCUGCCCUCCUGAGUGUGUCAAGUAGUGGCUUCCUCAGCCUUGAAUGUGAACAUUAUUUUAGCAGUAACCAGAAUGAGUUGCUUGUAGUCAGGAAUUAUUGUAAAUAUUUUUAAUGAAAUAUAUUUUAUGUAUCGAGCACUAUCUGAACUUCUAAUAAAGAACUAUUUAUACUG
Manis pentadactyla (Chinese pangolin) is the source of this 2786-nucleotide messenger RNA. RefSeq names its product WASP homolog associated with actin, golgi membranes and microtubules (gene WHAMM). Gene Ontology annotation, molecular function: actin binding; Arp2/3 complex binding. Gene Ontology annotation, biological process: endoplasmic reticulum to Golgi vesicle-mediated transport; Arp2/3 complex-mediated actin nucleation. Lineage: Eukaryota; Metazoa; Chordata; Mammalia; Pholidota; Manidae. Gene Ontology annotation, cellular component: cytoplasm; endoplasmic reticulum-Golgi intermediate compartment membrane. The transcript is spliced from 10 exons. The record is from RefSeq and is a predicted model, not a curated record. The coding region runs from base 44 to 2296 and encodes 750 amino acids.